CAUCUCGCGAGAUUUUGACCUCAGUAACGCUGUACGUGGCUGGGUGGUUCAGGAAUAAAAACAAUCACAAUCAGGUUUUAAAUAUAUCCAUCGUUAAUGACCGCAAACAAAAGGCAGAGUUAAUGACGUAUGGAGAUAUAUGUUUUUACAAAUAGUGCUUGUGUUGUAAUGUUUAUUUAGAAUUGUUUGGCCAGCCGGCUGUAACAGCAGCUGUAAAAGGAGAGUUUGUUGCAGCCUGCCAGCGAGUAAUGGCGGAGAGUAUUUCUUCUGGUGACUUCUCUGUCCUUCCUCCGCCAAGGACUCGUAUCUUCAAGAUCAUCGUGAUCGGGGACUCGGGGGUCGGGAAGACCUGCCUCACCUACCGCUUCUGUGCCGGCAAGUUCCCGGAGAAGACCGAGGCCACGAUCGGGGUGGACUUCAGAGAGCGGCUGGUGGACAUUGACGGCGAGAAGAUCAAGAUCCAGCUGUGGGACACAGCGGGCCAGGAGCGUUUCAGGAAGUCCAUGGUGCAGCACUACUACCGCAACGUGCACGCAGUAGUCUUCGUAUACGACAUCACCAAUGCUGCUAGUUUCCGCAGCCUCCCAGCGUGGAUUGAGGAGUGCAAGCAGCAUGCUUUGGGAACGGAGGUGCCCAGGAUCCUGGUGGGGAACAAGUGUGAUCUCCGAGACGGCGUGCAAGUGGGAACAGACGUGGCCCAACAGUUUGCGGACUCUCACUCCAUGCCGUUGUUCGAGACCUCGGCUAAGAACCCCAACAGCCAGGGGGGCUUGAGCACGGGAAACAGUGACCACGUGGAGGCCAUUUUCAUGACGGUGGCUCACAAGCUGAAGUCCCAGAAGCCUCUGGUGUUGAGCCAGCCUCCUGUGGGAUCAGGAAGCAGCAUCAAACUGAGCUGCAGAAGCGAGGAUGGAUCUGAUGUGUCGCAAGGAUGGACCUGCAGCAGCUGCUGAUUUGAUGGACACGACUCAACAAGACAAUCUUGAGGACGUAGACUUCUUCUUUAAAGCCAUAAAACAUGCCGGACAUUGUGUUGUUGUUUGGGGAGAACUUGUUUAUGUUGAAGUGAGAAGAGUGUGACAACAUGGUCAUAAAUCAAUUCAAACUGUGACUUGGGCUCUUUGGCCUCUGACAAGCUUUAAAACAUUCACUUCUUCCUCCUUUCUGACCGGACUGUAAGACACAGUACACGUCAGCCAACCAUCUUCUGCUUCUUACUAAAAAAGUGCCCACAGAGGUUGGAUUCCACCACAGUAAUUAACAAAACAUACACAUUUAAUUUCCUUUUUAGAUUGUUAGUCCAAAGAUAGUUUUCUCGUCAUUGUAGUCAAGACAAAGCCUUCCAAUUAGGUGCCAGAAGUUAUCAGUUUGCAUGCUAUUUUGUCUUCAGUUUUAAGAUUUUUUUUAUCUUGAUUGAAGGGAGCUUCAGUUUGUUUACACUAGUUAUUCCUGCAUCAUACAGAUUGAUGCAACAAUAUUUUUUAUUGGCAUGUGGUUAUUUAUUAUAAGAACAAAAGCUUUAUUUUUUUCAGUUUUGUUGCUCUGCAUUGCUGUACGGUAUAUAUAUUGUAUGUACAUGAUUUGUAAUUAACAUUGAGGAAUAAAUGCAAGAAUCCCAAGUAAUUUAAAAUAAUAAAAUAAAAACUGUUAAAUAAUGAGGUGCAAAUACACUGAGUAGCCUGAAAGGGCUGUUUGCAACCUUUACAUGGCUGCCUAAAAGGCGCUCAUUUUCCAAAGUGAGGUAAGCAUUAUAUUUUCCCUUCUUCCGGCUUUAAGCACCUUAACUAUGUUCCACGUAACACACACACACACACUAGAGCCCAAGGCUUUGUGUGAUUUUAAACAUAAUUUUUUGUGUGGCCCCAUUUCAGUCUUUACUAUUACUAGUAUAACACAUUAGGGCAGGGAUUCUCAAACUGUGGUAUAUUUGCCACUAGUGGUACGCGGGCUCCAUCGAGUGGUACGCCAAAGAAUCACUUGAUUGAAUAUAGGAAAAUAAAACACUGUACUUUAAACACAGUGUUACUGUUCAAACUGUGUAAUGUUACAGUGGCCUAAAGUAAUAAGUAUACUUAUUAAAUAAAGCCUCUGCCUUGUUUUUAAUGCAUACUUACGCUACUGUAUUUUAAUGUUGGUCAUUAUGGUGGUAUUUGGAGAGCAAAGUUUUUUCUGAGGUGGUACUUGGUGAAAAUAGUUUGAGAACUACUUGCACUAGGAGCUGUAGGGCUGACUGCAGCCUAUAGUGAGUAUUGUAAUACAGUGGUCCUUCUCCACAUUUUGUUUCAAAGUUGUAUAGCUCGUGACUAUGUGUGCGUUACAUUACCUCAUGUAUAGAUGGUUUUAAUGAUGCAAAACAUAUUUAGAAAGCCGUAAACAGAUUUUUUUAAUGCUUUAGCUACAAAGAUAUUCCAUUUAUAAUUAAUUCCUACUUUGCAGAUUUUAAUUUAUUACGGUAAACGAGGGUUUUGCUCUUAGUGACCAGAAGUAGAUUUGGAACCUAAAGUGUGUGCAUAAAAAACACAACCAACAAAAAUGCAGCACAGAUACUGUAUGUUUAGAAUUAGAUAUUAAGAAACAAUGUAUAAUUGUUCCACAAAAUAUGUAAAGAUUUGUAUUCGUAUUGGCAACACUAAAUUGAUCCUAGUGUGUGAAUGUUGUCCAUCUGUGUUGGCCCUGUGAUGAGGUAAUGACUUGUCCAGGGUGUACCCCGCCUUCCUCCCGAAUGCACCUGGGAUAGGCUCCCCCCGAAAGGGACACUGUAAAAAUGGAUAGAUGGGUAAAUAAUCAUGUAUGAACAAUAAACAAAAAGACUACAUUGACAACUACAAAUUCAAUAUGUUCAAUAGUCACAUGUUUAUAAAAAUGUAUACUGUAUGAAAAGGUACAAUAAUAGUUCAAUCAUAUUGCCUUCCGUAGUAUUCAGUAUCAUUGAAUGUAUAUUCUAUCGCAACAACAACAUGACUGCAAAUUAUUUGUUGCUGCUCUUGGACUGGUUUUGUGUAUGUGCGCGCUGUGUGUGUGUACGAGACGGCGGUGAGUGACAAGCCUGAUACAAGACAUUGAUACAACGUUGAUUAUACAUACAGGUCCUUUAAAAAUGAAUUUGAAACAGCGUUGUAAAAUAGUUGUAUUUGUAAAUUGACUUGUCUAUGUUCUCAGUUCUCAUUCAUCCAGGUCAUUGUUAUCUAAGGGCAUUCAAUCGAUUGCAACUGGACUGUUUGGUAUUUCUUAGAAGACGUAUCGCCUCUCAUCCGAGUAGGCUUCAUCAGUUGGUGCUCAUAGACUUAGAUUGGUCACAUCAGUCCGACGAGAUGAAGCCUACUCGGAUGAGCGGCGAAACGUCUUCUAAGACUAACCAAACAGUCCAGUUGCGAUCGAUCGAAUGCCCUGAGGUAAAUUGAGUUGAUGUCAAACGUUGGAUUCACGUUUUUGGUUGGAAAAUGACCAAAAUUCAAUGGUCAAAUCAAUGUCAGAACCCAACAUUGAUUAAACAUUGUCAAAAAGCAUGUUGUUUCAAAGUAUGUUUGAGUUGCUCAAUGUCAGGACCUAAUUCAACAAGUUCUCAACGUUUUAAUGUCUUGUGCCUGCUGGGAUUCGUCAGACCAACGAACAAUUUUUAAUCCCUCUAAUUGUCAAACAUACACAUUUAGAAAGUAUCUGUUAAACUACCAAUGGUAACAAACUAGCAGGUGGUGUUCUGUUAUAUAUUUUUUUGGUUGCAAGUUGCAAACAGCCUCUCUAAGUACUAACAGAAAUACAAAGAAUGAGUAAAGAAAAUAAUAAUGAAUGCAGGAAUAAAAGAUAACAGCCAUUGAAACUCCCCUUUGGUU
Messenger RNA from Entelurus aequoreus (snake pipefish), 3830 nucleotides. RefSeq names its product RAB33B, member RAS oncogene family a (gene rab33ba). Gene Ontology annotation, biological process: Rab protein signal transduction. Lineage: Eukaryota; Metazoa; Chordata; Actinopteri; Syngnathiformes; Syngnathidae. Gene Ontology annotation, cellular component: Golgi apparatus; endosome. Gene Ontology annotation, molecular function: GTP binding; GTPase activity. The record is from RefSeq and is a predicted model, not a curated record. The transcript is spliced from 2 exons. Bases 249 to 953 code for a protein of 234 amino acids.